ACCCUGCACAUCAAUCAACCGAGUCAGACUCAGAACUCUCUACCAGCCAUCACGACAUCAUGAGUUACGAGGCCAUGGCGUCCGUCGGCCAUCAGACCGCGGCCCAGCUGCUGCACAACAGGAGCGUGGUAGUGAUCGGGGACUCCAUCCAGCGGUCGGCGUACAAGGACCUGGUGCUGUUGCUGCAAAGGGACGGCUACCUGUCCGACAGCCAGCUCCGUAGGAAGGGCGAGCUCACCUUUGAGUCGGACUCCCUGGUGGAGGGCGGCUGCCUCGACCAAAUGCACAAUGGCACAAACUACCGGGAGGUGCGGGAGUUCCGCUCGACACACCACCGCGUCCGCUUCUACUUCGUGACGCGGGUGUUCUCAAGCUACAUGAGCAGCGUGCUGGAGGAUCUCCGGGCCGACGCCCCCGACGUGGUGUUGGUCAACUCCUGCAUCUGGGACAUCUCCAGGUACAAGGCAGCGUGGGAGGAGGACUACGCUGAGGACCUCCACCUCUUCCUGGGGCAGUUGAAGGAGGCGGUGCCCCGGGAGACGCUGGUGGUGUGGAACCUCACCAUGCCCCUGGGCCGGAGGGUCUUGGGGGGCUUCCUGACACCAGAGGUGGCGUCCCGGGCGGGCACGCUGCGCUACGACGUGGUGGAGGCCAACUUCCUUGGUGGCGCACUGGCCGACGCCUACGGUGCCGACGUGCUGGACAUGCACUUCCACUUCCGCCUCUCGCUGCAGCAGCGCACAAAGGAUGGCGUCCACUGGAACGCCCUGGCCCACCGCCGAAUGACCUGCUUGAUCCUGGGGCACGCCGCCGAAGCCUGGGGGGUGCAGCUGCCCCCGGCCCUCCCGCGGACCAGAACAGCCUUCGCCAUCGCGGGAAGCAUGCGCUGCGGCCUGGCUCCUCCACGCCCGGCCACCCUCCGCAGGCCCCCCUCUCCUCCUGCUCCUCGUAAAGUUCAGGUCAUCUUUGAGGACAGGCAGCCAAUCAGAGAGGCCCUCCAGCCGGCCUGUACACGCCAUGCUUACUACACUCCUGCAACAACCCCGGCUCCCAAAUUCCAGCCUUACCCGUCGGACCAGAACCAGCCCCCCGGGGCCCACUCUCCGUACAUCAUGAAGAAACAGCGCACCAGGUGGCGCCAACGCGCGCCCUACAGCAACAGCCAGCGGCCAUUCCUGGACGCGCCCUACCGCCAAGGCCCGCGCAAGGCCCCACAAUACAACCAGUGGUCACAGCACAUAGAGGCGGCCUACAACCAGCGGCUGCGCGAAGACGCACCCUACAGCCAGCCACUGCAACACAUUUUCUUUCCCUGAGCACAAAGCUACGGAGAGCUCUCUCCACAACGGACAAAUGUCUCCCUCGUUUUUAAUGUUUGCAUGUUUUUGUUUUUAAAUAUUGAGGGUAUUCAUCGAAUUGGUCUUCAUGAUUAUGUGUAUCUGGGAUUUUGAAGUCAUAAGACAAACUGACUGCUUAACGGUCAGUAAGCACUCGAUCGGGCCUCGGGUUACCCUGAAAGUUCAGCCCUUUUAUUAGCCCUUUUUGGUUCAACCAAUUGGUUUGUUACCUUGUGCUAGUAUUUUGGCUGCUCGACAUGCAAUGGUAAUGCUGUGUCGUCUUUUAAUGACUUUGCAUAAAGUGCUUAAUUUAUAUUUUUUCGAAACCACUGUUGCUGCAUACUUUUCUUCCUAACACAAAAGGCAGUCAAUAAAGUCUUGCAAUAUUUCCUUUAAA
Molecule: messenger RNA, 1734 nt
Organism: Gadus macrocephalus (Pacific cod)
Lineage: Eukaryota; Metazoa; Chordata; Actinopteri; Gadiformes; Gadidae
Product: PC-esterase domain-containing protein 1A-like
Exons: 9
Coding region: 60-1316 (418 amino acids)
Source: RefSeq, a predicted model, not a curated record